AUGGAGGGAAAUCAUCCAAUAUUGUCUUUUGUGACGAGCAGCAGUGUUGUUCACGGAAAUACAGACCCUUUCGACAUGAGCCUACUCAGAGAUGAGGUGAAUACUGAGUCAUUGGAAAGGGAUGUCUCGAUGGAAGAAAAUCCUGUCUCAGAAUCUUGCGAAAUGCUUUCAGCAGCAGCAACUGUUUCCGAGAUCUUACAGCUUGAAGAAGUUGAUGUUCCUUCUAUCAAGGCAUCUUAUGUUCCGCAUCCCCGUGGAGGCGAAAAGAUGAAAUUAUUACACAAGAAUGGUGAUUUUGAGCUCCAUUGCCCUUGUUUAAAGGUCCGAGUUCUGGAUGCUUGUGACAAACUAGCUAUGAAUCUAUUCAAAGGUUCAGGUAGUGAAUCUAAUUGGAGACAUGUUGUGGUGCGGCAUGACAAAUACACCAACUACCCUAAAGUGAGGAUCAACAUACCCACUUUGGUAGACGGGAAUGUGGCUCAAUAUGCGACAGAGAUGUAUCAGAAAGAGGGAUCAGGAACCAUGCAAAAGCUCGUAUUUAGCAAGUUUGAUCCGGAGGAGCUUGAGCCAUGGCUCAACCCAGGGACCUUUCUGGAUGCUUACCUCUUCCUGGAUACCUACGAUUAUCAAAACCGUGCCGGGAUCGAAUAG
Linum tenue is the source of this 651-nucleotide messenger RNA. The record is from the annotation of a GenBank genome assembly. Lineage: Eukaryota; Viridiplantae; Streptophyta; Magnoliopsida; Malpighiales; Linaceae.